Messenger RNA from Capra hircus (goat), 8605 nucleotides. RefSeq names its product integrin subunit beta 8 (gene ITGB8). Lineage: Eukaryota; Metazoa; Chordata; Mammalia; Artiodactyla; Bovidae. Gene Ontology annotation, biological process: cell adhesion mediated by integrin; cell migration; integrin-mediated signaling pathway. Gene Ontology annotation, molecular function: integrin binding. The transcript has 14 exons. The record is from RefSeq and is a predicted model, not a curated record. Bases 668 to 2971 code for a protein of 767 amino acids. Gene Ontology annotation, cellular component: focal adhesion; cell surface; integrin complex.
GCCGCCUCCCCUGGUUGCUGGCACCUCAAGCUUCCUCCCUCGCUAACCAGGACGCUGUCGUUUCGACUUUGCCCGCUGCUCAGCUGACGAGGCUGCAAAGCUGCAACUAACUGAAGUUGGCCUCCCUACCCACCUGUGGAAGAAGCUCGAGCUGAUUGAUGCGCCAUCGACUUUUUUCCCCUUCGGCCUCGCCAACGUCCCCUCCCACAGAUGCAGCAUCACCCACUGAAUGUACAUUAGGCUGGUUUUUCCCCCAGCUUCGGGCUUUGUUUGGGUUUGAUUGUGUUUGGCUCUUCGCUAAGCUGAUUUAUGCAGCAGAAGCCCCAUCGGCUGGGGAGAGACAAAAGCUCUUUUCUUUGUCCCAGAGCGGGCUGUGGAGCCUUUGCUCGCGUCGCCGCCUCGGGCCACUGGCCGUCAGAGGAGCUGCUUCUCGCGGAGCUCUUGGGACCCGCAAGAUUGCCGAGCUGGGAGGGCCGCCGGGGCCCUGAGAUGCCGAGCUGUGACCAGGCCGGCGUACCUGCAACGUUUGCUCCAAGCCGCGGGGUCCGCCUGCUGGGCCUGCUGGAAACGUCCUAGCAACACUUGGCACUUCGCGCCGCGGAGCGCGAGCGCGCAUCCGGUUAGCAGCCAGGCGGCGGGCGCGGUGUGGUGCGGGCUGCUUUGCAUUAUGUGCCGCUCGGCCCUAGUUUUUUUUACUGCCACAUUUGUCUGCCUGCAAAAGUGCAGGCCAGGUCCUGCCCCAUUCCUUCGGGCGGCCUGGAUGUUUUCCGUUGUUCUUGGACUGGGCCAAAGUGAAGACAACAGAUGUGCAUCUUCGAAUGCAGUGUCCUGCACCAAGUGCCUUGCGCUGGGUCCGGAUUGUGGAUGGUGUGCUCAAGAGGAUUUCAUUUCAGGUGAAUCAAAGAAUGAACGCUGUGACACUGUUUCCAAUUUAAUACACAAAGGCUGCUCUAUUGAUUUAAUAGAAUACCCUUCUGUGCGUGUAAUACCAAGUGAAAAUGAAAUUAAUACCCAGGUGACACCAGGAGAAGUGCUGAUCCAGCUGCAUCAAGGAGCUGAAGCUAAUUUUAUGCUGAAAAUUCAUCCUCUGAAGAAAUAUCCUGUGGAUCUUUAUUAUCUGGUUGAUGUCUCAGCAUCAAUGCACAAUAAUAUUGAAAAAUUAAAUUCAGUUGGAAAUGAUUUAUCUAGAAAAAUGGCAUUUUUCUCCCGUGACUUUCGCCUUGGAUUUGGCUCAUACGUUGAUAAAACAGUUUCACCAUACAUUAGUAUCCAUCCAGAAAGAAUUCAUAAUCAAUGCAGUGACUACAACUUAGACUGUAUGCCUCCCCAUGGGUAUAUCCAUGUGCUGUCUUUGACAGAGAACAUCACUGAGUUUGAAAAAGCAGUUCACAGACAGAAGAUCUCUGGAAAUAUAGACACACCUGAAGGAGGUUUUGAUGCUAUGCUUCAGGCAGCUGUCUGUGAGAGUCAUAUUGGAUGGCGAAAAGAAGCUAAAAGAUUGCUGCUGGUGAUGACAGAUCAGACAUCUCAUCUUGCUCUCGAUAGCAAAUUGGCAGGCAUAGUGGUGCCAAAUGACGGAAACUGCCAUCUGAAAAACAAUGUCUACGUCAGAUCAACGAGCAUGGAACAUCCCUCACUAGGCCAACUUUCAGAAAAGUUAAUAGACAAUAAUAUUAAUGUCAUCUUUGCAGUUCAAGGAAAACAGUUUCAUUGGUAUAAGGACCUUCUACCCCUCUUGCCUGGCACUAUUGCUGGUGAAAUAGAAUCAAAGGCUGCAAACCUCAAUAAUCUGGUUGUAGAAGCCUAUCAGAAACUCAUUUCAGAAGUGAAAGUUCAGGUGGAAAACCAGGUAAAAGGCAUCUACUUUAACAUUACUGCCAUUUGUCCAGAUGGGACCAGAAAGCCAGGCACAGACGGAUGCGGAAAUGUGACAAGCAAUGAUGAAGUUCUUUUCAAUGUAACAGUUACAAUGGAAAAAUGUGAUGUCACAGGAGGAAAGAGCUAUGCAAUCAUCAAACCUAUUGGUUUCAAUGAAACCACUAAAAUUCAUAUACACAGAAACUGCAGCUGUCAGUGUGAUGACAGCAGAGGACCUAAAAGAAAGUGUGUAGAAGAAACUUUUCUAGAUGCCAAGUGCUUCCAGUGUGAUGAGAAUAAAUGUCAUAUUGAUGAGGAUACAUUUUCUUCUGAAAGUUGCAAGUCACACAAGGAUCAACCUGUUUGCAGUGGGAGAGGAGUUUGCAUUUGUGGGAAAUGUUUAUGUCACAAAAUUAAGUUUGGAAAAGUGUAUGGAAAAUACUGUGAAAAGGAUGACUUCUCUUGUCCAUAUCAUCAUGGAAAUCUGUGUGCUGGGCAUGGAGAGUGUGAGGCGGGCAGAUGCCAGUGCUUCAGGGGCUGGGAAGGGGAUCGCUGCCAGUGCCCAUCUGCAUCUGCCCAGCUCUGUGUCAGUCCAAAGGGCCAAGUGUGUAGUGGGAGAGGCACAUGUGUAUGUGGCAGGUGCGAGUGCACUGAUCCCAGGAGCAUCGGCCGUUUCUGUGAACACUGUCCCACAUGUCACACAGGCUGCAGUGAAAACUGGAAUUGUGUGCAAUGCCUUCACCCUCACAAUCUGUCUCAAGCUAUACUUGAUCAGUGUAAAACUUCAUGUGCUCUCAAGGAACAGCAUUAUGCGGACCAAACAUCAGAAUGCUUCUCUAGUCCAAGCUACUUGAGAAUAUUUUUCAUCAUUUUCAUAGUCACAUUCUUGAUUGGGUUGCUUAAAGUCCUGAUCAUAAGACAAGUGAUACUACAAUGGAAUAAUAAUAAAAUUAAGUCCUCGGCAGAUUACAGGGUGUCAGCCUCAAAAAAGGACAAGUUGAUUCUGCAAAGCGUUUGCACGAGAGCAGUAACCUACCGCCGUGAAAAGCCUGAAGAGAUAAAAAUGGACAUUAGCAAAUUAAAUGCUCAUGAGACUUUCAGGUGCAACUUCUAAAAUGAUUUUUUAAAAAGUACCUUAUGGGAAACUGGAUUUUAAAUAAUUGCUCCUAAAAUUUACUAUUUUAGAAGUCACAGGAGGAGACAGAUGUGCUAGAUCAUGCCAGUUGCUGGUUGUCUACUCAGAUGAAGACUGACAAGCAUCCUCAUCAUCAUGUGACUCACACUGCUGCUGAAUUUUUCAGAGAAAAAUGUGUCUUACUACUGUUUGAUACUAGUGUCAUUGUAGCACUUUACUGUAAUAUAUAACUUAUUUAGAUCAGCAUAGAAUGUAGAUUAUCUGAAGAGCACUGACUACACUUUACAGGUACCCACCAUUUGUACACUUCCCAGAGAGACAAUGCUGUGAGAUAGUUUUGGCAUUGUGUCACUACAAGGAUACAGUAAUCCCUGCACCAAACAUGCAGACAAACAAAUAAUGUAGUUAUACUAAUGUUGCCAAACACUUCAACAACUGGCAGCAGUGAACAGACAAGACCAGAUAGAUGAAUAAAUGAUGAGUGUUUCAUUCGUUCAAGAGACAAACAGAUAAAACCUUAAUCUUGAGGGAUAUUGCUUUUGAAAUAGUAGUUUUAUGCAUGUGUGUUUGUUUUCUUUGACAAGAUGGAUACUAAUUCUAACAUUCUUUCCUCUUUGCCUUUAUAUUUUGGUUUUCUUUCUUACAGGAUAAGUUUAUAUAUGUCACAGAUGACUGGAUUAAUAAGUGCUAAGUUACUACUGCCAUAAAAAAUAAUAAUAAUACAAUGUCACUUUAUUAGAAUAUUUUUCAAAGUUCAGUGUUUAAUAAGGGACACUUCAAGUAACAUCAAAAUCUGAACAGCUUCAUUGUUUGCUGAUGUAGAGUUUUAGAUCUUCUUACCUGGUAAACUGGAUGGAUUAUUUCACCACUUCAUUUGUCUAAUCAUCAGGUUGAAAUUCACAAAAUAUUUAGAAACUCUGCCUCAAGCAAAGUGCCACACUUUUGAAUGUGUUUUCUCUAAUAUUUAUUCAAAGCAGAUAGUAAUAUUUUUCAAAUUAAAACUAAAUUAAGCUAUAUUACCUUUUCCCUUUGAAGCAGUCUAAGGACAUUCUUUCCCUGAUCACCUCAAUCCAACUCACCAGAAUUCUAAAAUACACAAUUAGAGAAGAAUAGACAAUAUCUUUAGAAAUAAGCUAAUUCAUCCUUGUGGUUAUAAAGGGGAACUGAGGCUCAGAAAGUUCAAAUGAUUUUUCAAAAACCCCUCAGUGACCAAGUGGCAGCACUUAAAGAGAACUAUUUUAUUGCCAGGCCAGUGCUCACUGAACAAUGUCAUACUACCUCUUGAAUCUUUAAAAUAGUCAAUUGGUAAGUAUUUUUAAAUGUGAUUUACUGAAGUCUUAAGUGAAUGAGCAUGAGACAAUUCUAAAACAAAGCAGAAAAAAGUAAUUCAAACCGAAUUGUCCAUGGUUGGAGUACAGUCUUUCUGCUAAUCAGCUUCUAAGAGACUGCAAAAUGUCCUAACUAGUGGAGAAGGCAAUGGCACCCCACUCCAUUACUCUUGCCUAGAAAAUCCCAUGGACGGAAGAGCCUGGUGGGCUGCAGUCCAUGGGGUCGCUAAGUGUCAGACACGACUGAGCGACUUCACUUUCAUUUUUCACUUUCAUGCAUUGGAGAAGGAAAUGGCAACCCACUCCAGUGUUCUUGCCUGGAGAAUCCCAGGGACGGGGGAGCCUGGUGGGCUGCCGUCUCUGGGGUCACACAGUCAGACACGACUGAAGUGACUUAGCAGCAGCAGCAGCAGCAGAGGGAAGUCCAUUCACACAGGCUAUGUGAACAGCAUUUCCCCUGGGGUCGUGCAGUGCUCAGUCCAAGAGCUUGAUACAGAGGUGAACUUUUAUCUUUCAUAACAGGAACUUCAUCACAACUACCAUAUCCUUACAGAUUUAUUCACUCUGAUUUUAUUGGCUAGAAGUCAAAUAGUCCUGUGUACAGCACAGAGCUUUGCCUAUGACAACAAAGGAAGUUAUUUUAAAUUCCUUUUAAAUGUCCUUUUACAAUCAGCUUCACCAAUUUUCUGUCUUCCAGCACUUGAGUUAAUCAAAGUGCCAGAUAUCUACAUUUCGAUGAAGACUAUAUCCCAUACACCCUAAAGAAGAUUCAAAAAUGUUUAAUAAGUUGUUCUAGAGCCAAAAAACACAGUAGUUCCAUCAGCUGUCCCCUGAAGCCAGGCAAUUACAAUGCUAAGUUGAGCAGUAUUUCCUUCCCCAAAUGAGUGAUCAGCGGCAUUGACAUAAUUCAGUAUUUUGACUCACUUAUGCAAAAUACCUUUGAUCACCAAGGAUAACAUAAAAAUUGUUUUAGCAGCUUGCCUGUCACACAUUGCAUCCUUUUAAAAAAGGAAAUAAAUGAAUACCUGUCAGCCUCCAAAGGAAAAAGUGGAAAAUAUCCAUUCAUUGAAAUACUGAAAACUUUGACACAUUUAAAAUUUUUUAAACAUUACAAGGUUCAUUAACUAAUGUCUAUGUGGGCGGAAUUAUCCAAAAGAGGAUAAUACAAUGAAAUCCUUAAAAUAAAGGGAUGAAUAUUUGGACACUCUCAUUAGUUUGCACUGAUUUAUAAUGAAACAAGGCUCUUCUACUAGGAAGGGACAAGCUUCCUGAUAGGCAGUUGGUGAUUGCAGUUAUGUUUGUGAUGUCUUGUCCUUUCCUUUUUUAUUUAAAGAUCUAAUUCUUAAAGAUUUUAAGCUUAUAUUUACUUGAAUAAUUGAUAUUUUCCUUGUGAGAAGAUAAUUAAUAUUUGAUUAGUUAGAAUUAAUGAAAAGUUAAGGGAAAACAGGGUAUUCUUAGAUUAAAUAAUUUAUGUAAACAAAGCCUAUUUCAACUAAUAUGAUCACAGGAGCCUUUUGAGAUUCACUGAUAUUAAACACAAGUAAUGAAACUUUAAAUGGUUAAUGAAGUUAAGAACUUGAACAAUUCUUUUGGUACGACAGCAUUUCUGUGCCCUAAAGUAUGUCAUGAUUUAGAAAUAGGCCAUAUAUACACUACAAUAUAACUGUAUGAAUUUUACUUCUCUGAGGAUAUCUUUAUACUGCAAUAUGUGUGGAUUUAUAAGCAUCUUUUUUUAAUUUAUUAAUAUUUAUGUACAGACAUUCUCUGAAAGACUCAAAAAUUCACUAAAAAUCUGAUUAUGCCCUAAACGUUCAAUUUAGUUUGGUUUAAACAAAUACAAAAAUCUAAGAUUACGUAGAACAGAUUUCUCUAGAGGAAAAUUUGUGAAAACUCAAAAUUAAAAUUAGUGGAUGCAUCAGAUGCACUACUCUACUAAAGAAUAAAUUUCAAACAUUUUGAAUAUAGACUUAAUCGCUAUUAAAAGAUAUUCUUAUGCAUGACAAUGGACAUCCAUACAAUGUUGAAAAUUAUGAUGGAUUAUGAAGUUUUUUCUCCAUAGAACUAUAUUCCUAUGAUACCCUUAUAGUAAGUUAAACUCAAUGGCUUUUUCUUCCUUUUCUUACUCCUAUUUUUUUUCUACUCACUUUUCCUAAGAGAUUACCCCAAAACUUCAAGUUUUAUUAACCUAAUUGUGAAAAAUAACUGCCUAUAAUAAUAUAAUGAAGUUCUUCAUUUCCAAACAUCUCUUAAUGAUUUUAAAAGUCAUUUGAAUCUAUGUACCUAAACAAAGACCCAUUAAAACUGAGAAUUUUAAAUGUUUACAACUGUUCAUGCUUAUUUCAAUUUUAAGGGAUUUGAGAUCCAUAUAUUUUAAUAAAAGUAUCUAAUGAAAUACAGGUACUUGGGAGUUCAAUCUUGUGCAUAUUAUAUUGUUUUAUUUACUCUUAACAUUUAAUUUACAACUAUCCUUAUUUAUACUGACCUUAAGAACUCCACUUAAUGCAACGCAAGCUGAGACAUAUUUUCAAAUAAAUAUGAAACUAGCAUUCUUUCAGAUCAUUCCCUUUUUUUCUUAUAAUUCUUCAAUGGCCAAUUUAUUAUGGGUUAUACAUGUUCAUAUUUCAUUAGGUCUAAGACAUCUACUUUUCAAUUUAACAUCUCUGAAAUAUAUCUUGCAAUGAUUAUUGGCCUGUAAGAUGCAGUUUUAUAAUUUUACUUAAAUAAAUAGUACACGAAUUCAUCUUUAACUAAAUGUUCACGGGUAUAGAGACAUUCAUUUCUAUAUAAAUAUUUAAGAACACACGUAUGAUACACGUGAAGUCAGUUUUCAGUACAUCUGAAUCACAUUACCACUUAACAUGGAGCCUAACCAUCUGAUUAUGAGUUUAGAUCCUGCAGACCUUUAAGUUAUAAAAGCUCUUUCAACCUUCUAUUUAUACUUUAUGCUUCAACAAACCCUAACCUAACUGACAAGAAUGAGUGAGUUUCUCCCAGGUUUGUUAACAAAUGUUUAUUCUUUCUAUUACUCUAAAGAAUACUUUCAUGUGAUCAUCUCACUCUUAAACAGAAUUAACUGGAAAAAUAUUACAUAAAAUCAUCACAUUUACAUUUAGAUUUUUGCAAUUUUAAGAUUUUGAAGCAUUUUAUGUGUCUUAUGUCAAUGACAGGAGAAAAGUAUCAUACAACCAAGCAGUGUUGUAAGGGAAUUUUCCCUUAAAGUCCUCCUCCAUUUGUAUUUUUCUAUAUCCUUUCUGUUCUUUUGUUUGAUUUUUCCCUUUGGCUUUCAUAAAUUCACCUUAAGCCCAUGUAAUGACUCAUAAAACUGCAUAUUUAAAUCAUUUGACUUACAUGAAACAACUGUUCAGCUAUCUGGGCAGCUGUCAAUGAAAUACCUGAGAGCACCAACACUACUCCUUUAUCUGCCUGGAUUUCUUUCCACAGAAACUUACCUUCAUAAACUAACUCUACAAAUCAGGCUUCUAAGCUCCACAACCUAUUUCAGUUAAAAUCAUCUAUCCAACACUUAAAAAAAAAAUGCCGUCAUCAAGGAUGGAAAUGUAUGAUUUGUGUAAAAAAUCUUUACUAACUUUACACUGUACCACAGAUAAAUGUGAUUUUUAUAACAAUUCCAUACAAUGACAAAUAUGGCACAUAGAUUUUCUUUAAAAUACUGAAUAUAAAAUAAUUUUAAUUCUAAAUUAUAAUAAAAUAUAAAUUUGCACAUAUUAAUAUAGAAAUUCUUUUUGUAUAUAUUUAACAUAAGUUUAAAACUAUUUUACAUUUACCAGUUACUUCAUUAAAGUUUUUUAAAUCUGUAAAAAAUUAGUAAUGUUUUUAAAUUAUCAGUAAUAUAACCUAUGUGUUUCAUUUAACAACUCCUGCCUCUGUAGAAAACAUUUUAAUAUAGAGUGUAUUUUUAAAGUAUUUGAAAACAAAAUAGUUCUAAGAAAGAAACAAAUUCUCAUUAAACAAAUUUCUUACUAUUUCUGACUUUGAAUUAUACAGAAAUCUAAAUUGCCUUAAAUGACAUAGAAAAUUGGGAAUACAAUAAUUUCACUUAGAUACUAUGAGCCUGUUCAUAUAAUUCUGAUUGACUACUAACUUUGGUUUAUAUAUUUAUUAAAAAGCUGAUACUGUAGUUUGUUGUGAGAUGUUUAUUUUUCUAACAGAGCUUAUAAUAGUUAUGACAAGGCAUUUAAUUAAUGCAUCAUUUUGUUUAAAAGUAGGUGUUAACCAAUAUGAAAUUCUAUGUUUCAAAAUAAAAAUGUGAAGAUCUAAGAAUGCA